Suncus etruscus (white-toothed pygmy shrew) is the source of this 1847-nucleotide messenger RNA. RefSeq names its product methionine adenosyltransferase 2B (gene MAT2B). NCBI's taxonomy places the organism in Eukaryota, Metazoa, Chordata, Mammalia, Eulipotyphla, Soricidae. Gene Ontology annotation, molecular function: methionine adenosyltransferase regulator activity. The transcript has 7 exons. Gene Ontology annotation, biological process: S-adenosylmethionine biosynthetic process. The coding region runs from base 91 to 1095 and encodes 334 amino acids. The record is from RefSeq and is a predicted model, not a curated record. Gene Ontology annotation, cellular component: methionine adenosyltransferase complex.
UCGGGGCGGCGGGCUGGCGCGGGCUCGGAGCGGGGCCCGGAGGGAGCGGCGGCCCGGCGGCCCGGCCCGGGGCUGAGCGAAGCGGCGGGCAUGGUGGGGCGAGGGAAGGAGCUGUCUAUCCGCUUCGUACCCGGCCACUGCCACCUGGCGGAGGAGGAAGUAAACAUCCCCAACAGGCGGGUUCUGAUCACGGGGGCCACGGGACUCCUCGGCAGAGCUGUGUACAAAGAAUUCCAACAGAAUAAUUGGCAUGCAGUUGGCUGUGGUUUUAGAAGAGCGAGACCAAAAUUUGAACAAAUUAAUCUGUUGGAUUCUGCUGCAGUUCAUCAUAUGAUACAUGACUUUCAGCCCCAUGUCAUAGUACAUUGCGCAGCAGAGAGACGGCCAGAUGUGGUGGAAAACCAGCCAGAUGCUGCUUCUCAGCUUAAUGUGGAUGCUUCUGGGAAUUUAGCAAAGGAAUCAGCUGCAAUUGGAGCAUUUCUGAUCUACAUUAGCUCAGAUUAUGUAUUUGAUGGAACAAACCCACCUUAUCGAGAGGAAGACAUUCCUGCUCCCCUAAAUCUGUAUGGCAAAACAAAAUUAGAGGGCGAGAAGGCUGUCCUGCAGAACAACCUCGGUGCUGCCAUCUUGCGGAUCCCUGUGCUGUACGGAGAGGUGGAGAAGCUGGACGAGAGCGCAGUGACUGUCAUGUUCGAUAAGGUGCAGUUCAGCAACAAGUCGGCCAACAUGGACCACUGGCAGCAGAGGUUCCCCACGCACGUCAAAGACGUGGCCAGUGUGUGUCGGCAACUGGCAGAAAAGAGAAUGCUGGACCCGUCCAUUAAGGGGACCUUUCACUGGUCUGGCAAUGAGCAGAUGACCAAGUAUGAAAUGGCCUGUGCGAUUGCGGACGCUUUCAACCUCCCCAGCAGUCACUUACGACCUAUAACUGAUAGUCCUGUCUUGGGAGCACAGCGUCCAAGAAAUGCUCAGCUCGACUGCUCCAAAUUGGAGACUUUGGGCAUUGGCCAGCGGACGCCGUUUCGAAUCGGAAUCAAGGAAUCACUCUGGCCUUUCCUCAUUGACAAGAGAUGGAGACAAACUGUCUUUCAUUAGGCUGUCUGAAUUUUUUUUUAAACAUAAAGGGUAUAUAUAGUAUGUGGCACUUUUUAAAGAGAAAAAACCAGGAGAUAGUUUUGUAUGUGUAUUCUUCAAUUGUGACGUUGAUCUUUCAGGUAAAUGAUGCUCUUGCACUAGUGAGAUUGUCUGCAGUGAGAUUGUCUGAAGCAAUUAAGGGCAGAAUGCCUUGUUUGAAAUGAUGACUUUUUCUUGUAUCAUUUUGUUUGUUCUGGCUUCACUUUCUAUUUGAAUAUAGUAAAUUAUGAAUCUUGACUAUUUGAGAGCCGGGACAAUAUAGAUCUGCUGUAAGGAUCUUAUUUUAAGGUUUGUGUGUGGAUGGGUGUAUGCGUCUUAGAUACAUUGUUGAUCUUUUUUAACCUUUUCCUUUUCAGGACUUUUUUUUUUAACGUUUUACAAGUAUGUUAAAUUGUAUGAAAAUCAUUGUUAUUACCUGCUUGCUUGAGCUCAGAUCAAAAUGUUUGAAGACAGAAACUUUAUUUUUGCAACUUGAGUAUAGUUUUUAUGCUUGAGAUGAUCUUUCCACAGGUUCUGUGUAUUGUAACUCCAGGUCCCUGCAUUUGUAGCAGCAUCUGGUGAGCCCUUGAGAGAAUAUGUGUCUGCAUAUGUAUUUUUUUAACAUAAGCAAGACUGUCCUUCACACUCCAUGGUAUUGAUACUUUUACGUGUGGUUAUCCCAAUAAUUAUGGGCCUUGUGAAUCUUCUGACCAUUCAUGAAUAAUAAUAAUAAA